Rotaria sp. Silwood1 is the source of this 666-nucleotide messenger RNA. Lineage: Eukaryota; Metazoa; Rotifera; Eurotatoria; Philodinida; Philodinidae. The record is from the annotation of a GenBank genome assembly.
AUGAAAAUUUCUCAUCAAUUAAUUCGUUCAGUUCUUCGAAUUCUUCAUUGUCUCGGAGCAUUUUUUGGAUUUUUUGUAUUUAUUUAUGAAUUAUUCAUUCAACGUAACAUAUUAUACGCCAUAUGUUAUGCUUGUUAUCUUCUUUCAACUGGUGCAAUACUUUAUCUUUUAUUUGCUCGUAAACGACCAAAUAGUCGAUUUGCAUAUGGAACACUUUUUGCAAUGAUUUUUGUUACGAUAUUAUUUUUUCUAAGUGAUAUUUAUGAAUCACUGACAAUAGUUUCUCAAAUAAUUAAAGAACUUAUUGGUCAUAUCGAACAAAAUAAAGAUAUAAGUCCAUCUAUAAAAGCUAUAAUUGAAGUUAGCAAAUGUUGUUCAAUUAAUGAUGAAAAACAUACAAAAGAAAAUUUUCAAAAUUUUCAAACAAAAUAUCCUGAUACCUGUGGUAAUAUUCUAUUUGAUGAUGCAAAAUCAUGUUUACCAUUUAUUCGUAAUCAAAGAAGUUUAAUGAUAUUUGUUGAUUGUAUUACGAUUAUUUUUCGUGUAUUAACAUUAUUUUUAUUAUGGAAAUAUAUCAAAGAUGAAUAUAAUGAUCAUAAUAAUGAUGAAUCGAUGAAUUUGUCACAUGUUGAUGGAGAAUAUUCAACAGGAAAUGUUAUUGCUUAA